Solanum tuberosum (potato) is the source of this 1044-nucleotide messenger RNA. RefSeq lists its product as uncharacterized. Bases 1 to 1044 code for a protein of 347 amino acids. The record is from RefSeq and is a predicted model, not a curated record. The transcript has 2 exons. NCBI's taxonomy places the organism in Eukaryota, Viridiplantae, Streptophyta, Magnoliopsida, Solanales, Solanaceae. Gene Ontology annotation, molecular function: protein binding.
AUGGGUGAUUGGUCAGAAAUUAAUUAUGAUAUGUUGGUUCUCAUAGCUAAGCGUUUCAAUUUAAUUGAAGAUUACUUAAAUUUCGCCUCUGUAUGCAAAUCCUGGCGACGUGCGGCCACCAACGAGAAUUUUAACACUAAUUUGCGUAGAGUUCCGUGGCUGAUGUUAGCCGAGGAAGAAGGCAAUUCAAGUCGACAGUUGGUCAGUUUUUAUAAUGGCGGCAUGAUUAUGAAGAAGAAGAUUCCAAAAGCUAGCGGAAAAAGAUGUAUGGAGACUAUGGGAUGGCUUGUUACAGUAGGAAAAGACGAAGGUGAAAUUAGUUUGUUACAUCCCUUCUCUGGUGUUCAUAUCGAAUUGCCCCACCAAAAUACCACCAAAAAUUAUCAUACACACUACCAAACUGGCGAACUGUGGACCUAUUUUCACAAGGCAGUUUUAUCUGCUAGUCCUUCUGAGACAUCAGACUACGUUCUCAUGGUAAUUGAGGGAGUUGAUUGGAGGGGUCAAGUUCUAGUUUGUGAUAUUGAAUCAAAUCAGACACAAGUAGUUGCACAACUAGCAAGGGAAUAUGAUGGGGAAGAGUUGUACAUAGUAGAAUCACUAGGAACAUUAUUUAUAGUUGUGCGUCACGGUGUUGGGUUAAGAUGCAUUACAGAUGAUAGCGAGAGGAUUCCAUUGACAUUUACCCAAGAUGAUAUUUUUGAUGAUCUUGAUGAGGAGCUAACUUAUGGGACAACAAAUAUUCGAGUUUUUGAGGUAGAUUUAGUUACUGGCGAAUUGACGCAAACUAAAGAAUUAGGGGAUAGAGCUUUUUUUAUUGGUCAUAAUGCUUCUCGCUCUGUUCAAUUUCCUGGAAUCAAGCCAAAUCAUAUUUAUUUUACAGAUGAUUAUUGGGAAUCAUACCUUUCAUUUGAAGAAGGUGGUGGCUUGGACAUGGGUGUUUUCAACUUAGCUGAUGGCACCAUCCUCCCGUUCCCACACUACAAGGGUGUCUCUUUAAGUCCCGUUUGUCCUCCAACUUGGGUUACACCAACUCUAUAUUGA